Messenger RNA from Fusarium odoratissimum NRRL 54006, 333 nucleotides. RefSeq lists its product as uncharacterized. NCBI's taxonomy places the organism in Eukaryota, Fungi, Ascomycota, Sordariomycetes, Hypocreales, Nectriaceae. The transcript has 3 exons. The coding region runs from base 1 to 333 and encodes 110 amino acids. The record is from RefSeq and is a predicted model, not a curated record.
AUGUGCACGGUUUCUCUCUCAUGCCGCACCUCCCUUCUUGUCAGUUCCGGUCACUGCACACCAUAUGGCCAAGAACUCACGAUUUUUGGCACUCUCAUCACCCCUUGUCCUUUAUUGACUCUUGGCUUCCUACAGACAUCCCUCACGCCCUGUGCCUACGCCGGCACAGUUACUAUCAUCAGCGGGGAGGGGCAGAUGGCCCUGAACGGCUGUUCGUUCUGUGUCGCGACUGGUCGGGUUGGGGAAAAAACCAACAAAAAUAACAAGAAGAAGGCCAACGAGAAGGUGGCGGACAAGGUUACCGAGAAGGUUGAAGUGAUGCAGCUUGGUUGA